This is a messenger RNA of Sceloporus undulatus (fence lizard), 2314 nucleotides long. It is a transcript of the gene MTO1, whose product is annotated as mitochondrial tRNA translation optimization 1. Gene Ontology annotation, biological process: tRNA methylation; tRNA wobble uridine modification. The transcript is spliced from 12 exons. NCBI's taxonomy places the organism in Eukaryota, Metazoa, Chordata, Lepidosauria, Squamata, Phrynosomatidae. Gene Ontology annotation, molecular function: flavin adenine dinucleotide binding. The record is from RefSeq and is a predicted model, not a curated record. The coding region runs from base 102 to 2207 and encodes 701 amino acids. Gene Ontology annotation, cellular component: cytosol.
AUGCGCACUGCCCAGGGCCGUUCACAAAAUGGCGGCGCCCAUCAGAAAGCACUGGUGGUAGGAGUCCGUUCUUCUGGUUCCUUUCGCGCCUGGGUGGCCCGAUGCUGUCGUUGAGCCGCAAGCUGGGAUGCCGCUUGGGGAGGCCCCCGGCCUUCAGGGCCUGGUCCCAGGGGGCCAGGCCAGAGGCGGCCGAGGACAGCGGGGGCGGCGAGUAUGAGGUGGUCGUCAUCGGCGGAGGGCACGCGGGCACCGAGGCGGCGGCGGCGGCGGCGAGGGGCGGGGCCAGGACGCUGCUCGUCACCCACAGAAGGGCCUCCUUGGGAGAAAUGUCAUGCAACCCUUCGUUUGGUGGAAUUGGAAAAGGACAUCUGGUGAGAGAAGUGGAUGCAUUAGAUGGCCUUUGUGCUAGGAUUUGUGAUCAGUCUGGAGUACAUUACAAAGUAUUAAACAAGGGCAAGGGACCAGCUGUGUGGGGCCUCCGAGCUCAGAUUGACAGGAAGCUCUACAAAGAGAACAUGCAGAAAGAAAUUCUCCAAAUCCCACAUCUGACAGUUUGUGAGGCAUCUGUGGAAGAUCUUCUACUUACAGAGCCAGAGCCAGAGCAUCCUGGGAAAUGUUGCGUCAGUGGAGUCAUUUUGGAAGAUGGAAGGCGAGUGCAUGCUGGGAGUGUUAUUCUGACCACAGGAACAUUUUUGAGGGGGAUGAUCCUAAUUGGACUAGAAAUGUAUCCUGCUGGGCGAAUGGGAGACCAACCAUCCAUUGGCCUUGCUCAAACUCUGGAGAAGCUUGGAUUUACCAUUGGAAGGUUAAAGACGGGAACUCCACCCCGACUGGUAAAAGAUUCCAUUGACUUCAGUGUUCUGGAGCAACAAGCAGCUGACCAAUCUCCUGUGCCAUUCAGCUUCCUUAAUGAAGCUGUGUGGAUUAAGCCAGAAGAUCAGCUCUCUUGUUAUAUGACUUACACUAACCCCAAAGUGGAGCAGAUCAUCCGUGAUAAUCUUCACCUGAACAACCAUGUCCGAGAGACAACAAGAGGACCACGGUACUGUCCCUCACUGGAGUCCAAAGUUCUGCGUUUCCCCAAUCGUGUGCAUCAGGUCUGGCUUGAGCCUGAGGGCCUGGAUUCCAAUGUUAUCUACCCACAAGGAAUAUCAGUGACAUUGCCAUCUGAAAUCCAGGAGAAGCUCAUCACCCAUAUUAGGGGGUUGGAAAAAGCAAAAAUGGUACAGCCAGGCUAUGGAGUUCAGUAUGAUUUUCUAGACCCACGUCAGUUGAGUGCUUCCCUUGAGUCUCAUCUCAUUCAGCGGCUAUUCUUUGCAGGACAGAUAAAUGGCACAACUGGCUAUGAGGAAGCUGCAGCCCAGGGUGUCAUUGCUGGCAUCAAUGCAGGCCUACGGGUCAAAGGGAACCCUCCCUUUGUUGUUAGCCGAACUGAAGGUUACAUUGGAGUUUUGAUAGAUGAUCUCACCACUCUUGGCACCAAUGAGCCCUACCGGAUGUUCACAAGCCGUGUGGAGUUCCGGAUGUCCCUGCGCCCAGAUAAUGCUGACAGCAGGCUCACUUUCAGAGGUUAUAAUGAAGCUGGUUGUGUGUCCCAAAAGCGGUAUGAACAAGCAUCUUAUAUGAAAGCAAUGUUAGAAGAAGGCAUGGAAGCCCUGAGGUCUGUUCAGUUCAGCUCCACGAAAUGGGCCUAUCUUGUUCCAGAGGCUACCAUAAGUACUCAACGUAGUUCACCCCUCAGUGCUCUAGACAUUCUUCAGUAUCAAGAGGUCAACAUGGAGGUCUUGGCAAGAGCUGUCCCAGAACCCCUGAAAAAGUUUGCUGAAUGCAGACAACUGGCAGAGAGGCUGAAAAUAGAAGCUAUGUACGAAAGGCAUGUGUCCAAUCAGAGGUUAGAAAUAGAAGAAGUGCGUCGAGAUGAGGCUCUCCAACUGCCAGAGGAUCUGGAUUAUUUUGCCAUCAAUGCAUCACUAUCCCGGGAAAUACGAGAGAAAUUGGAUUCCCACCGUCCACAGACAAUUGGGGCUGUGAGUCGCAUCCCUGGAAUGACACCAGCUGCUGUUGUUAACCUACUGAGAUUUGUAAAAACCAAUUGUGAAAGAGUGAAGAGAGAACAUAGCUUACCCAGAAAUGCUGAUCCUUUACCAGAUGCAGAUCUGAUGGGACAAAGGAGGUUCCAAGCUGCUGAUGUAGGCAAUGCUUUUUAAGAAAAAGCCAUCGAAUACAUUAUUUGUGUUGUUGGAACCCAUGGUUUCAAUACCAUAUAUGUAUUUAUGUAUGUAAUUGCUAUUCAAUAAAUGUAUAUAGAAAAAAA